GCGGCUGGUGUGGCCGCAAGACAAGGGCGGGAGGGCCGGGCAAGGCAAGGAAUUUCCCCGCCGGUGGCGGCGUACGGCUGCUGGGGAAUUACGCGUGGAAGAAACCGCGGUCCGGAUCCGACGCCCCGAGCAUGGCGGGGGAGCCCGGAGCCGCCGAGGCUGGAUGAGGCGGAGGAGGAGCAGGAGGACGCGGCGAAGGAACCGGAGCGGGAGCAGAUCCUUCUCCGUCCCGGCAUGGCCCGCUGGAUCCCCACGAAGCGGGAGAAGUACGGCGUGGCAAUCUAUAAUUACGACGCUGUCCAGGAUGUGGAACUAUCCUUGCAGGUUGGCGAUACCGUUCACAUUCUGGAGAUGCUUGAAGGUUGGUACAGAGGAUAUACUCUUCGAAAUAAGACCCAAAAGGGCAUUUUCCCAUCUACGUAUAUUCAUCUAAAAGAUGCAACUGUUCAAGAUGGCGGACAAAAUGAAACAGUAAUUCCUAGUGAGCUGCCUUUAGCCCAGGAACUGACUUCUACUCUUCGGGAAUGGGCAGUUAUCUGGCACCGGCUGUAUGUGGACAACAAGAAGACACUCUUUCGCCAAGUGCAGCAGAUGACCUACAGCCUGAUUGAAUGGAGGUCCCAGAUACUUUCAGGUACCCUCCCCAAAGAUGAGCUGGCUGAACUCAAGAAGAAAGUCACAGCUAAAAUAGACUAUGGCAAUAGGAUCUUGGGAUUGGAUUUGGUUGUUCGAGAUGACACUGGGAAUAUCCUGGAUCCAGACGCUACCAGCACAAUUGCACUCUUCAAAGCCCAUGAGACAGCAUCCAAAAGAGUCAAUGAAAGGAUUCAAGAGGAAAGGACCCUCCAGCAAGAUUUAGGCCUGCGGGGACAGGCCAUUUUCAGCAGCACCCACACCUACAGCCUGUAUGUCAACGUCAAGAAUUUUGUCUGCAACAUUGGCGAGGAUGCGGAACUACUCAUGAGCCUUUAUGAUCCUGACCAGUCCUUAUUCAUCAGUGAAAGCUAUCUGGUUCGUUGGGGAAGCACCGGAAUGCCAAAAGAAAUUGAGAAGCUGAACAAUCUUCAAGCUGUCUUUACAGACCUCAGCAGUUCUGAUUUGAUUCGUCUUAGAAUCAGCCUGGUGUGUCAGAUUGUGAGAGUGGGCCACAUGGAGCUUAAAGAAGGCAAGAAGCAUACCUGUGGCCUGCGGAGACCCUUUGGAGUGGCAGUGAUGGACAUAACAGACAUCAUCCACGGGAAGUUGGACGAUGAGGAAAAACAACACUUCAUUCCCUUUCAACAGAUUGCCAUGGAAACAUACAUCAGACAAAGGCAGUUAAUGGCUCCCUUAAUAACAUCUCAUGUGAUUGGAGAGAAUGAGCCCCUGACCUCAGUUUUCAACAAAGUCAUCGCUGCAAAAGAAGUGAAUCACAAAGGGCAAGGUCUCUGGGUUUCACUAAAGCUGCUUCCUGGUGAUUUGGCUCAGGUUCAGAAGGACUUUUCUCAUCUUAUUGACAGAUCAACAGCAGUGGCCCGCAAAAUGGGAUUCCCCGAGAUUAUUCUUCCUGGUGAUGUUCGAAAUGACAUCUAUGUCACCCUGGUUCAUGGGGAGUUUGACAAAGGGAAGAAGAAGACUCCCAAGAAUGUAGAGGUCACCAUGUCUGUCCAUGAUGAAGAUGGCAACCUUGCAGAGAAAGCUAUCCAUCCAGGGGCUGGUUAUGAAGGUAUCUCUGAAUACAAGUCAGUUGUCUACUAUCAAGUCAAGCAGCCAUGCUGGUAUGAAACUGUAAAGGUAUCCAUUGCAAUAGAAGAGGUUAGCCGUUGCCAUUUGAGGUUCACCUUCCGUCAUCGCUCAUCACAGGAAUCACGAGAUAAAUCUGAGAAGGCUUUUGGAAUGGCCUUUGUGAAACUGAUGAAUGCAGAUGGUACUACCCUACAAGACGGCAGACAUAACUUAAUAGUCUACAAGGGGGAGAACAAGAAAAUGGAAGAUGCUAAAUACUACUUAACACUUCCUAGCACCAAAAUGGAAAUAGAGGACAGGGAUGGUCCUUCAGUUAAGCAUCAGCCUCAUGUAACCAACUUUACUCUGACCAAAGACAGCACAAAAGAUAGCUUUCAGAUUGCCACUCUCAUCUGCUCUACAAAGUUGACGCAGAAUGUUGACCUAUUGGGACUGCUGAACUGGCGUUCAAACUCCCAAAACAUAGGACACAAUCUGAAGAAGCUAAUGGAAGUGGAUGGAGGAGAGAUUGUGAAGUUCUUACAAGAUACGCUUGAUGCACUUUUUAACAUAAUGAUGGAGAUGUCAGACAACGAAUCCUAUGACUUCCUUGUAUUUGAUGCUCUGGUAUUUAUUAUUUCUUUGAUUGGCGACAUCAAGUUUCAACACUUUAAUCCUGUCCUUGAAACUUACAUCUACAAGCACUUCAGUGCCACCUUGGCCUAUGUGAAGCUAACCAAGGUUCUGAAUCACUACGUAGGGAACGCAGAAGAUGCCAGCAAGACAGAGUUGCUGUUUGCUGCUUUGAAAGCCUUGAAGUACCUCUUCCGGUUCAUUGUUCAGUCAAGGGUCCUAUAUCUACGAUUUUAUGGGAAAAGCGAAGAUGGGGACGAGUUUAAUAAUGCUAUCCGCAAGCUGUUCCUCUCCUUUAAUGUCCUUAUGGACCGACCUCUAGAUGAGGCUGUCAAGAUAAAGGGUGCUGCUUUAAAGUAUUUACCAAGUAUCAUCAACGAUGUCAAACUGGUAUUCGAUCCAGUUGAGCUCAGCGUUCUCUUUAGCAAAUUCAUCCAAAGCAUCCCUGACAACCAGCUGGUUCGUCAGAAACUGAACUGCAUGACCAAGAUCGUCGACAGUGACCUGUUCCGUCAGUCUGAGUGCCGAGAUGUUCUCCUGCCUCUGCUGGUCGAUCAGUUAAGCGGACAGCUGGAUGAUAAUUCCAACAAGCCUGACCAUGAGGCUUCUUCGCAGCUCCUCAGCAAUAUUCUUGAGGUUUUGGAUCGUAAGGAAGUGGGCCCCACCGCUGUUCACAUCCAGUUGAUUAUGGAGCGCCUGCUGAGGAGAAUAAACCGGACAGUGAUUGGAAUGAGCCGACAGUCUCCUCACAUUGGCACAUUUGUAGCUUGCAUGACAGCCAUCUUGAGGCAGAUGGAGGAUUCCCAUUAUAACCACUACAUCAGCACUUUCAAAACCAGACAAGACCUUAUUGAUUUCCUGAUGGAAACAUUCAUCAUGUUUAAGGAUCUGAUUGGAAAGAACGUCUAUGCAAGUGACUGGAUGGUUAUGACUAUGAUGCAGAGCAGCGUUUUUCUUCGAGCCAUUAACCAAUAUACUUCUGUGCUCCACCGCUUCUUCUUGAAUGAGACAAGUUUUGAACUGCAGCUGUGGAAUAAUUACUUUCACUUGGCUGUAGCCUUUCUUACCCACGAUUCCCUCCAGCUGGAGAGCUUCUCGCAGGCCAAACGGAACAAGAUGGUCAAGAAAUAUGGGGACAUGAGGAAGGACAUUGGCUUCAAAAUAAAAGACAUGUGGAAUAACUUAGGACCUCACAAGAUCAAAUUCAUCCCUUCUAUGGUUGGCCCGAUCCUGGAGGUGACCUUGACACCUGAGCCUGAAUUGCGAAAGGCAACCAUCCCCAUCUUCUUUGAUAUGAUGCAGUGUGAAUUUAACUUCAGUGGGAGCAGGAGCUUCCAUAAGUUUGAAAAUGAACUUAUAACCAAACUGGAUCAGGAAGUUGAAGGGGGUCGAGGAGAUGAACAGUACAAGGUUUUGCUGGAGAAACUUCUGCUGGAACGCUGUCAGAAGCAUACGUACCUAUCAAGCUCAGGGGAGGUAUUUGCUCUGUUGGUUAGCAGCUUGCUGGAGAAUCUCCUGGAUUACAGGACCAUCAUGCAAGAUGGCAGCAAAGAAAACCGCAUGAGUUGCACCGUGAAUGUGCUGAAUUUUUAUAAAGAAAAAAAGAGAGAGGAUAUAUACAUCAGAUAUUUGUAUAAACUCCGGGACCUGCACAGAGAUUGUGAAAACUACACCGAGGCAGCUUACACGCUUCUCCUUCAUGCUGAGUUACUCCAGUGGUCUGACAAGCCAUGUGUCCCACAUCUGCUUCAGAGGGACAGCUACUAUGUCUAUUCACAACAGGAGCUCAAGGAGAAGCUGUACCAGGAAAUCAUUGCAUUCCUAGACAAAGGCAAGAUGUGGGAGAAGGCAAUCCAGCUAAGCAAGGAGCUGGCUGACAUGUAUGAGAACAAAGUUUUCGAUUAUGAAGGGCUGGGCAGUCUCUUGAAAAAACGGGCCACAUUCUAUGAGAACAUCAUGAAGGCGAUGAGACCUCAACCAGAAUAUUUUGCUGUUGGAUAUUAUGGGCAUGGAUUCCCCUCCUUUCUCCGGAACAAGAUCUUCAUCUACCGGGGCAAGGAAUACGAAAGGAGAGAAGACUUCAGUUUGAAACUACUAACCCAGUUUCCAAAUGCUGAGAAGCUGAGCAGCACAGCUCCCCCACCAGAUGAGAUCAAAGCUUCCCAAAAGCAAUAUGUGCAGUGCUUCAUCGUUAAGCCUGUAAUGAACCCCCCACCGAACUACAAGGACAAGCCUGUUCCGGAGCAGAUACUGAACUUCUAUAGAGCCAAUGAAGUGCAGCAAUUUACAUAUUCCCGUCCAUUCAGGAAAGGAGAGAAAGAUCCAGAGAAUGAGUUUGCGACAAUGUGGAUAGAAAGAAUCACCUACACCACUGCCUAUUCGUUCCCCGGGAUUCUCAAGUGGUUUGAAGUCAAACAGAUUACCACGGAGGAGAUCAGCCCCUUGGAGAAUGCCAUCGAAACCAUGGAACUGACCAAUGAGAAAAUCAGCAACAGCGUUCAGCAGCAUGCCUGGGACCGGACCCUUCCAGUGCACCCCCUUUCCAUGCUGUUGAACGGCAUUGUGGAUCCAGCUGUCAUGGGUGGAUACACCAACUACGAGAAGGCAUUUUUCACAGAGAAAUAUCUUCAAGAGCACCCUGAAGAUCAAGAUAAGAUUGAACUGCUCAAGCAAUUGAUUGCCCUACAGAUGCCUUUGCUGGCAGAAGGCAUCAGGAUUCAUGGCGAGAAGCUGACAGAGCAGCUGAAGCCUCUCCAUGAUAGACUGACUUCAUGCUUCAAGGAGCUGAGGGGAAAGGUGGAGAAGCUCUAUGGUGUGAUAACUCUGCCUUCCUCGCUGACUGAGAGAAAACAGAACAGGUCUGGAUCGGUGGUUUUGCCAUACAUCAUGUCUUCCACUUUGAGAAGGCUCUCAGUUACCUCUGUGACUUCCUCCUCUACCUCAUCAGACAGUACCUCCUCCAGGCCUGGAUCAGAUGGAUCCAUCCUUGAACCACUCAUGGAAAGAAAGAUUUCAGUGAUCUCCAGGACAGAAGAACCCUCUGCCAAAGACGAUGGUGAGAACCGGAUUAAUAAAUUCAAGCGGAAGGAGUGGAGCAUCAGCAAAUCUCAAGUUAUCGUGGAGAAGCAGCCAGAGGCUGAGCUGACAUCCAAAACGAAUAUGUUGGGAAAAGCAAGGCCAAAGAGUCUCCAGCUGGGGGAAAGCCGACUGACACUCCUUCAAACUUCGUCACUCCAACAGGCCUCGCCGCUCAGCCCACCCCCAAUUACUCCAAAAACUCCAAGAACACAAAGUUUUCCAUCCUUGCAAGCAGAUGGAUUAGCAGUCAUUAAUGCACAGAACUCUCCACCCCCACCUCCACCCAAGGGGAAAUCCUGUGAGAAUAGCAAUGGGAGGAACUCCAUGGAGGUUGCACCACCAUUGCCCAUCAGGCGGGAAGUCAGGCCUCCCCCUCCUCCUCCAAAAGCCAGGAAGUCCGGUGUCCUUUCUUCAGAACAGGGACUUCAGUGAGAAUUUUAUGCCAGCCCUCUUGCACCUUGAACAAAUUGCCUGCUGUCCUGUUUGUAAAUAUGUGCCACUCGUGUCCCAGUUCCUUUCUCCCAGAUGGAAGGGCCAAAUGAUUCCACCUUCCUGCUUCCUUCUCCACACAGUUUCAUUACACCGUACCAAAAGAAGUCAUUUAAACCAUGGCAGUUUCCAAGCUUUUGACUUUCCUCGUUUGCACAUUUAAAGCACUCUGGUGUUCCUCACAUCAGAAUUGCAUCAUGUUUAACUAACUCAGAACACUUCAUAGCAUGAGCUUGGUGAAUCCACUCCUGUGGAGUUUUUCUGCUGCCUAUAAAACAGCAGUGGUGCCAAGAAUCCUUGUUUUUCCCCCAGCAGAAGUUCAUCUAGGUGUUUUAAACAGUGGUAAGCAUCAUCUGUAAAAGAUCGCCUUUUAUCUCUGUAGUGCUACAUUGGAUUUGCAUGAAGAUUUCCUACCUGCACCCUCCAAAGGAAACCUGGAAUAGAUCAGCCACAAAUCUGCGGAGAACAGAACCAACUGCAGUUUUCUAAAAGCAACCCACUGAGAUUUACGAGAUGUGUUCAGUUUGGCUAAGCACUGGGGUUUAACCUGACAUUCUCAAGGUCUGAGUCUUGGACCCAGUCUGGUGAGCUACUGUUGCCUUGUUGCUCAGAUUCAAAACACAAAAGGGAACCAGAGUGUGCAAGAUUGGCCUUUAUGACUGGCAGCCUUAGCAUAAAUAAUAGUAGCCUGGUCACUCGCCUUUGCCUGUUCAACGGAAUAGUGCCUUCUGUUUGUUUUACUCCAGACUCCUGCAUCUAACUCAACCUACUGACUUUGGGAAGCCUUCGCUAAAAGAUAUAUAUAUAUAUGUGUGUGUGUCUUCAGCCAUUGGCCUUCUCCUACCUCUGACCAGGGAAAGCAUAUCCCACGCUUAGGUAUUUUGCUUUGACAAGAACAUCAGUAUAUAGCAGCAGAAGACUCCUGAGGAUUUUGCUGGACAUCUCUUGCUGCAGAGGAGAACAGUUUUACCUAUUCUUGGACCAGCUUGGUGUCACUAUCUCAAGUCUUCAUCAUUCUUUCUGUGGAUUCCUCAGUGAUUUUAUAGCUAUCGGAACUUUGCACAUAAUCAGGGUUAAGUACAUUACUACAGCUUCAUUUCACCUAAAUCAUUUGCUGUAUAUUUUUACGUAAUAGCUGGUUGCCUUACAAGACUGACAUACAGGUGUAAUUAUCGUUGUGAAUAGUUCAUUCAGAGGACAAAUUGUGUACAAUGGUGCUGCUUGACCUCCCAAGCCUACAUCCAUAAUCCAAGACCAGUCAAGUACUUAGAUGUCCAAGAGAACUCUUUGCUAACCCUCAAAUAUGCAGCCCUGAAUUAUUUUCUCAGUCUGUACUACUUUGACUCUCUUGUAAAAAAAUGCCUCUGUAUUUUCUCAUUUUGUACCAAAAGCUUCAGGGCUGAGCCCUCUUAGGACUCGGAAAUAUUUGAAAAGUAAUACAGGUGGUCGGAGUGCUGCAUUUUUAAGCCAUCUAGGUUUGAAUUCCAGUGUAAACAAUUUAGCAAGCCACUAUUUUCCAGCAAUAUCUAUUUGGGCAUCUUUGCUAGAGCUUCUUAAUAACUGACUGUGUUUGUUGUUUCACUCCAAUACCUUUAUUAGCACAUCAGAAGGCUUUCACUAAGUUUCUCUGUCCUGAGAUCUCACCUGUGGCCUUUCAAAUUGGAGUUCAGGGAGAGUCUGUGUAUCAUAAUUUGGAAUAUCCAUGACAGAGAGAGCAGAGGUGUGCCCCAAUUUAAUUUUUGAUGCAGCCAAGAUGAAGAGAUUAGGCUGGAUUAAAUUUUCCUGUGGUAGAAUGGAACUUACCUGCCUCCCCCUCCCAGUGCAGUCUGCUGAUUUCCACAAAAUGCCGCUCCUAAGGAACAGGAGACCCUGAGGAAUGACAUGAGGGGGGGGGGGGUCUACAGUAGGAAAGAGGAAUUGGUGGAAAUUGCCAAUGUAGACUGGCUGAACCCAUUUUUAAUUUUUUAAAAUUUGAAAAACCAAAGACCUGUAAACCAGAUUUUUCACCCAAAUGGUAUGAUUGGUUUGCGUAGAGAUCAGAUGAUGACCUUAGAGAAAGUUGUGUAUUUAGUGUUUGUCCUUUUGAGAGAAGGCUCUGUGUUUAGUUUUUGUCCUUCCUUAACUUUUGUCACUGUUUGUUCAAAAACCACCAGCACCUGUUUAGAGUACUCAUCUUCAAUAGGCUGUCUGUUUACUGAACUCAGCCUUUCUUGUCCAAAGCACUUGGUUUGUUUCCCUACUUCAGCACCUCACACUGUCAUCUUGAACAAAAUGGCUAGCUGUAAGGCAUAAUUUGGGGCUUGAGUAUGCCCCACGACACCUUUUGCCCAUUGCCAAAAUUGUAACCUAUCAUCAUAUUCUUACAUUGGCUUUUGUUCAUUUCUUUGCUCUCAGCCCUUCAUCUGCUGUCAUCCUUCUUUCGAGGAGUUCAGGGUGGCACACUAAAGAGUUUAUGCAAUGUAAGCCCGCACUGAGAGUUGAGAAGAGAGUUUGCAGGAGACUCAAAGGGGCUGACAAUCUCCUUGCCCUUCCCCCCUCACAACAAACACCCUGUGAGGUGGGUGGGGCUGAGAGAGCUCCGAGAAGCUGUGACUAGCCCAAGGUCA
Messenger RNA from Sphaerodactylus townsendi, 8510 nucleotides. RefSeq names its product dedicator of cytokinesis 5 (gene DOCK5). Lineage: Eukaryota; Metazoa; Chordata; Lepidosauria; Squamata; Sphaerodactylidae. The coding region runs from base 235 to 5847 and encodes 1870 amino acids. Gene Ontology annotation, molecular function: GTPase activator activity; guanyl-nucleotide exchange factor activity; small GTPase binding. The record is from RefSeq and is a predicted model, not a curated record. Gene Ontology annotation, cellular component: cytoplasm; plasma membrane. The transcript is spliced from 52 exons. Gene Ontology annotation, biological process: cell migration; small GTPase-mediated signal transduction.